This is a messenger RNA of Choloepus didactylus (southern two-toed sloth), 8718 nucleotides long. It is a transcript of the gene STEEP1, whose product is annotated as chromosome Y CXorf56 homolog. The record is from RefSeq and is a predicted model, not a curated record. The transcript is spliced from 7 exons. NCBI's taxonomy places the organism in Eukaryota, Metazoa, Chordata, Mammalia, Pilosa, Megalonychidae. Bases 41 to 709 code for a protein of 222 amino acids.
UUCUUUUUGGAGUUGAGUUCCUGGGCUCCUCUUCUGAACUAUGCCUAAAGUAGUGUCGCGGUCGGUGGUCUGCUCCGAUACUCGGGACCGGGAGGAAUAUGACGACGGCGAGAAGCCGCUCCACGUCUACUACUGUUUAUGCGGCCAGAUGGUCCUGGUGCUGGACUGUCAGUUAGAGAAAUUGCCCAUGAGGCCCCGGGAUCGGUCCCGUGUGAUUGAUGCUGCCAAACACGCCCACAAGUUUUGUAACACAGAAGACGAGGAGACUGUGUAUCUCCGGAGGCCUGAAGGCAUUGAACGGCAAUACAGGAAGAAGUGUGCAAAGUGUGGACUACCACUCUUCUACCAGUCCCAGCCGAAGAAUGCUCCAGUGACCUUCAUUGUGGAUGGAGCAGUAGUCAAGUUUGGCCAAGGUUUUGGGAAAACGAAUAUAUAUACUCAGAAACAAGAGCCUCCUAAGAAGGUGAUGAUGACCAAACGGACUAAAGACAUGGGCAAGUUCAGCUCUGUCACUGUGUCUACCAUUGAUGAAGAGGAAGAGGAGAUUGAGGCUAGAGAAGUUGCUGACUCGUAUGCCCAGAAUGCCAAAGUGAUUGAAAAACAGCUGGAACGCAAAGGCAUGAGCAAGAGGCGGCUGCAAGAGCUGGCUGAGCUGGAAGCCAAGAAAGCUAAAAUGAAGGGGACCUUGAUUGACAACCAGUUCAAAUGACCAGGAUCUUUCUCUGUGCACAGUCUGGAGGCAAACAUUUAGAGCAGGAGGAAAAAGAACUUUUUCUUGACUAUGUGGACUGGUUCCUACCUUUGUGCCCUAGCAGAGGGCUUCGUGUUGCUUCCUGUUGAUUCUCCUAUAUUCAAUAUAUUCAAUGAGGUCUUUAACUGAGUCCAUUUGCCCUGUUUCCAGCUCAAGAGGGUGGGAAAAUUAAUAUUCCAGGAGAUGGAUUUCUCUAAAUCUUUCUAUAUAUAGGUUUUCUGUACUAUUUUUUGUCCACUAGGCAUGUGAUGUUAACUUCUACAGCUGUGUAGAAACUAUAUGAAUAGAUCACUGUUGAGUGUCACUACUUUCUAAAGUGGCUGUUUUUCUUCCUUCUUCAAAGUUAAUAAAAUAUAAGAUUUUUGAGGAAAACAUUAAGGUAUGUCAUAGAGAAGAGCAGCAUGAAUUAUAUUUAAAGUUACAGCAAGUCAAAUCCUUUUAAGUGACUCCGUAUCUGUUUGUUCUUAAAAUGGCAGUUAUUGGCUAUGGUUUGAAUCUUUCUACUGUUUGAGGAAAUCCAUGAAAAAAAAGCCAGAGGGGUGGGGGCCCUGGGAAGGCCCAGUGUUGCGUCAUGUUACCAUCUUCCCAGUUACUUUCUUGAAUUCAGUCAGGUCUUUGCAAGGGAAUCUUCCCCUGCACCUCAUUUCCAGUCAUCAUUCUGAGAGAUAAUUAACCAUCAUGUGGGUGACCAUCCAUAACCUCUUCACAAUUCCUUAACCUCAACUCCAGACAAUGACCUUUACCUUCCCUCCACUUAGCCACAAACUCCCAUGACCACAGCCUGGAUCUGGUCUAGGCCACCUCUGAAAUCCGGUAUUCUAUUCCCAGACCAUGAUCUCCUAUCUUUGCUACUCUCAUACUCUCACUUCUGUUGAACCUGUUUUGUUUUGUUUUAGUUUUGAAGGUUGAUUAUUUUUCUAGUAGUAAUAGUGAUAAAUAGUAGUAAUAACAAUAGCAUUAAUACAAGCUACUUUUUAUUCAGUACUUACUAUGUGUUAGGUGCUGUGGAAAACACUUAAAAGUAUUAUCUUAAUCUAAACAACAUAGUAAUCCUGUGAGGUAGAUUUAAUGGUUAUUGUUAUUUUACAAAUGAGGACUCUGAGGCUCAGAAUGUUUGUUUCCCAAGAUCCUGUAGCCAGUAAGUGAGAAAGCCAAACUCUGACUAUAGAACCUAAGCUCUUAACUACUGUGCUGAACUGCUUCUUCUGAGGGAUUUAAAAAUAUAUAUUGUUAAGAACAGAUCACAAUUUUAUUUUGAGAAACCAAGUGCAAAAUAAGGACAUUGCAUAGAGGACUCCCAAUAGCAAAUGUGUGGUUACCUUUCCACAUAUCUUCUGAAAUAUUUGUCCUCAGAUACUGGUUCUAAAUGAUUUCAACAUCUGGUUCAAAUUAUGCAUUUUGCUUCAUCUAUAAAACUGUAAGAGGUUAUAUCAUUAGCACCAGGAAAGUAUGUGCUUUUCAUUGUGUUUUUGUCUAUUCAUGUUGAAAUAGUUACUGAAAAACCAUGAUGGUUUCUCUAUUCUCUUUAUUUACUUGUAAUAUUUUAGUAGCAAAUAAUAGUGUUUUAUUGUUAGUAUAAAGAGACAUUGAAAUUCUGCAGUCUUAUUUUUUUAUUUGCGAUUAUGAAAAAACUGAUAAAUAUUAAGAUGUUGCAGAAUAUUAUACUUCCAAAUGUCAUCAAUUAUUGUUUAACAGAACUUGAGAAGCUUUUUAAAAACUAGCUUGUCUCUGUUGACCAUUUUAGGUCCCUUAACACUACGGGUAAUCUUUUUUUAAGGAAAAAUUUCCCUUGUUGGUUUUCUUUGGUGUUUUAUUCUGGUUCUUCUCUACCUCUCUGACUGCUCCUCUCAUUCACUCAAUUUUAACACAGUUGUCUUUCAAACCACAGUCCAUUACACUUGAGUGUUUACUGUUCAUUCAGGAAAACAAAAAGUGUCACUUACAGUGGUAUAAGUGUCACUUACAGAAACUUAAUCCUCCUAUUUUCUCCCAGAAUUGCAGUUCCAUCAUCACCUUGCUUCUUUUUGACCUGUGAUCCUGUGAUUAAUUAUCUGAAUUCUUCUCACUAGCACCUUCAACUCUCUUACCUCCUUUACAAAAAAAACUUUUAAUUUUUGAAUACGUUUAGAUUUCAGAUUUACAGAAAAGUUUCAAAGAUAGUGCAGAGUUCCUGUAUACUCUUCCCUCAGCUUCCCCUAAUGUUAACAUCUUACAGAACCAUGCUACAUUUGUCAAAAACCAAAAAAUUAACAUUAGUACAGUAACAUUAACUAAACUACAGACUUUAUUGGGAUUUCACUAGUUUUUCCAUUAAUGUUCUCCUCUUUCUGUUCCAGGAUCCAAUCUGGGAUCCCACAUUGCACUUAGCCGUCAUGUCUCCUUAGUCUUUUCCACUCUGUGACAGUUUCUCAGUGGUAUCUUGUUGUGGUUUUACUUUGCAUUUCCCUAAUGCCAAAUAAUGUGAAGCCUAUUUUCAUAAGCUAAUUUUCAAUCUGUAUGUCUUCUUUGGUGAAGUGUCUGCUCGGAUCUCUUGCCCAUUUUUAAAAUUGGGUUGUUUGUUUUCUUAUUGUUGUUUUAAGAAUUCUUUAUAUAGUCUGGAUAUGUCCUUUAUCAGAUACGUGAUUUGCAACAUCUGCCAGUCUGUGGCUUGUCUUUUCAUUCUCUUAACAAUGUGGUAUCUUUCAUGACCCAGGAUCAUGCAGAUUUUCUUCCAGAAGUUUUUAUAUUUUACAGUUAUGUCUGUGACCAGUUUUGAGUUAAUUUUUAUAUAAGGUGUGAGGUAUGUGUCAAGGUUCCUUUUAUAUAUAUAUAUGAAUGUCCAGCUCUAGCACCAUUUGUUAAAAAGACUCCUUUCUCAAUUGAAUUGAGCUUUAAUGCCUUUGUCAAAAAUCAGUUUACUCUAUUUCUGGUGUUUCUGUUCUGUCUGUUGAAUUACAUGUCUACAUUGUCUUGAUUAUUACAGCUUUAAUAGUAAGUACUGAAAUCAGGUAGUGUGUGUCCUCCAACUUUGUUCUUUUUUAGAGUUGUUCUGGCUAUUUAGUUCCUUUGUCUUCCCAUAUAAAUUUUAGAAUCAGCUUGUUGGGGUCUCCAAAAUUCUUGCUGGGAUUUUGGUUGGGAUUGUAUAAAAUCUACAAAUUAGGGAGAAUUGACAUCUUCAUAAUGUUGAGUCUUCCAACCCAUGAACAUUGUGUAUGUCUCCAUCUGUUUAGGUCAUCUUUGAUUCCUUUCCUCAGAGCUUUUUGAGUAUAGAUCCUAUAUGUAUUUUGUUUAAAUUUAUACCUUAGUACUCCAUUUUUUUUUUUCUGGUGCUGAUGUAAAUCUUACUCCUUUUACUACUAUAACAUCUGUCUUGUAAACUCCCAGUUUAGAAUCAAUCAUACAUUCUGCUUUGGCUGAUCUUUUACCCAAAUAGUUGAGUAUCCAUGAGGAAAAUCUUGUAAGUGGGUGAGUGCUUGGCACAGUGAAUUUAUGGUUCCAACAUCAGAUGGGUUCUCAUCACACCUAGUCAUUCCUUCUACUAUGUGUUUUUGGUCAGCAGCUCCCCUGUUUCCCUCAGAAACUAUUUAGAGUCUUCACCACUUUCCCCAAACCUCUCCCUGCAAGCCCUCUCAGGCAGAUGAUUUCCUUUAUCUGUGACAGCAAGAAAAUAGGGGCACACUUACUAGCAUUUGCUCCCAUCCUUUUCUCUUUCCAGUCUUAGAGGUAGAGGUGGCCUCUUCCUGCUCAAGGCUAAUACACUGCCUUUUAUUCAAUUCAACUAAUACAUAUUGAGUAGCUAUUAAGUGCCAGGUAUUGCACCAGGAGCUGGAGACAUAGUGUAGAACAAAGGAGCUCACAUUCUAGGGGCAGGGGUGACAAACAAACAAGUAAACAGGAAAAAUACCAGUUAAAAUAGUAUUAUGGGAUAGAGACUGAUGGGUAGUUAAGGAUGGACUCUGAGGAAGAAACAUUGGAGCCAAACAAGAUCUGAAGGAUGAGGAUGAGCCAGCUAUGUAAAGAUCAGAGGGUAGGGGGAAGCAUUUCAGAUGAUGGCAAUAAAAAGUAAAGCUUAGUAUGUUGAAAGAACGUGUUGAAGGAACGGAAAGAAGGCCAAUUUGACUAGACUGUAGUCAGUGAGAGAGAGUGAAUGGCAAGAGAUGAAGUCAGAAGAAUGAGCAGAAGUCAGGUCACAUAGGGCCUUGCAUGCCAGAGUGAGAAUUUUGGAUAUUAAAAGUACAGUGGGGAAAUAUUGGAGGCUUUUAAGCAGAGGAAUAACAGGACAUUGCUGUUGUUUUAAAAUUAUUCUAGAAUGGUUUGUUGUUGAGAGGCAAGUACGGAAACAGGGAGACCAGUUGGGAGACUUGAAGUAGUCCUGGUGAGAGAAGGUAGUGGUUAGAUCAGCUAAUAAAGCCAGAGUUGGAGAAAAGUGAAUGGAUUUGAGAUGUGUUUUGGAAGUUUUAUAGGACUAGCUGGUAGACUGGAUGUGGGAGGUGAGGGGAUGAGGGGAAUCAAGGAUAACUCCUAGAUUUUUUGGCUUGAAUAACUGGGUGAACUGAAGUGCCAUUUACUGAGAUGGGGAAGAACAGUUUCAGGCGGGAAGUCAAGAGCUCCGUUUUGGACAUAUUAUGUUUGAAAUGCAUAUUUGUUAUUUAAGUGGUGAUAUCAGGUAUGCCAUUGGAUAUAUAGUCUGGAGCACAAUUGAGGAGGUCCAGCUAGAGAUUAAAAGUCAGGAGUUUUCAAUAUAGAGAUGUUAUUUAAAGCCACGAGACAGAGACAGGAUGAGAUCAGCAAGGAAGUAAGCGUAGAUAGCAAAGAGAGGAGGUCCAAGAAUCAAGUCCUGGGGCACUCCAUCAUUUAAUAGUCAAGAGAUGAGGAGAAAUCGGCAAAGAAGACGAGAAGGAGUGGCUAGUAAGGUUGGAGGAAAACAGAGUGAAGUGUCCUAGAAGCUAAGAGAAGCAAAUCUUUUAAAUCAGUCAGGGUCCAGUCAAAAAAACAGAAACCACACUCAGAAUUUUAAACAGAAAUAAUUUAACAGGAGAAAUUGGUUAAUCCAGUGAUGGAAGAGCUGAGAAACCAAAGAGAAGAUGGAGAAUUAGCCUAGAGAUUUAGCAACAGCAGGAAGCUGCUUCAUAUCUAGGACUGGAGAGACAAAAGUAGAAGGUAAUGUUACCCAAGUCCAGGAUCAGGGGCCACCUAGUAGAAGCUGGGUGCUUCUACCACCCAGCAGAAGCAGGAAGGCCAGCCCAGCAGGAGCUCGGUCCAUGGAGAGAGGGGCUGUCCAGUGGGAGCCACAUAGGAGAUACAGUCACUGCUAGAGAUGAUACCUAAAACAGAAAGGAGAGAAAUACCCUGACUUUUUUCCUUCUCCUGUUCUCCAUUCUUCUGCCAUUAAUUCCCAUUGGCCAAACCUAUCAGGAAGUGAGAGGGGAAGGGAGCCUAGGAAUAGCAGUUGUCUGCUAUACACAACAGAGCAGGGGAAGAGGGGAAUGGAUGGGAGAGCAAAUAGGCAAAUGACCAGCACAUGUUUAAAGCAGGAGGAAAUGAUCAUCUGUGUCAAAUGCCACAUGUAAGAUGAAGAUUUGGAAAUGACCAUUGCACUUGCCAAUGUGGAGGCCACCAGUGACCUUGUUAAGAGCAGUUUCAAUAGAGUGGUUUGAACAAAAGCCUGACUGAAGUGAGUUCAAAGGAGAAUGGGAGAAGAGGAAUUCGAGGCAGUAAAUAUAGACAACAUCUUUGGGAAGUGCUGUAAAAAGGGAAGGAAAGAAAUGGAGUAGUGUGUCGAGGGGGAAAUGAGAUUGACAAUAGGUAUUUUCAAGAUGGAAGAAAUAACAGCAUAUUUGAAUGCUGAUGGGGAAAAGGCCAAGAGAGAAGUAAAAGUUGAUAGGGCAGGAGAGAGAGGAGAAUUACUGGAGUGAUGUGCUUGACUAGGCAGGAGGGAUUGGAUCUGGUGCAGAAGAAAAAUAGAAACUCAGAGUCAUGGAAUCUUCAUCAUUCAAGGUUGGAAAGAACCUUAAAGAUCAUGCGCUCUAACCUUCUCCUGUAUGCAGAAAUUCCCUGUGCAGCCUCCCUGACACAUUCUGGUCCAGGCUUUGCUUGAAAGUCUCCAGUGAUGGUAAACUUACAACCUCCCAAAGUGGCCAUUUUCAUUUUAAGACAGAUAUAAUGGUUAGAAAAUUUUUCAUCUUCAAAACAACUGGAUGCAAUCAAUGCCUUGUUCUGGAUUGGGUAAUGGUUUGGAUAAACCAGCUGUGAGGAAUCAUUUGGGGGUCAGUUGGGAAAAUGUAAAUAUGGGGAUUUAGAUGAGAAGAAAAUUUAUUAAAAUGUAAAGGUGGAGAUUGUUGUAAAAGUUCUAAAUAAAAUUUUAGAAAAUAGAAUCCAGAUAAAAUUCUACAAGCAUUUUCAUUAAUGUCAGGAAAAAGAGUAGAAUGCUUGCUAUCAUUGCUAUUAUUCAACAUUAUUCUAGAAGUUCUACUUUAAGAAAAAUGAGGGGUAUAAAUAUUUAGAAGAAAGUGGCAAAGUUAUCAUUGUUUUAAUUAGGCUCAUUUGGAUGCUAUGUUCCUAGCAUACUCUAGUUAUCUUGAAUGAUGUGGAUCUAUUAUAAGGAUAUAAAUGGGAAUAAGGAACUAGGAAUAGAAGAAAACUUAGAAAAAAAAUCCUACAGCAAACAUCAUACUUAAAAGCUUGCCUUCUGCAACUGGAAAUGAGAUGAGGAUUCCCAGUGUUAACCAUUGUAUUGGAAUUCCUAGCCAGUGCAAUGAGAAGAAAAAAAAAAUAAAAGGCAUAAUGAUUGGAAAGGAAGAAAUAACACUGUCAUUAUUUGCAGAAAGCACAAUUCUAUACUUAGAAUAUCCAAAAGAAUUGAAGAAUAAAAUAUUAGAAUUAAUAACUGAAUUUAGGAAGGUUGCUGGACAUGUGGGCAAUAUAGAAAUUCAAUUGUAUGUCUGUAUACAAGCUGUUGGAAAUGAAAAUUUAAAAAUACAAAUGUUAUACCAUUACAAUAGCAUAAAAAUACCUAGGGAUAAUCUAGGAAAAGAUGUACAAGGCCUUUACAUAGAAAACUUUAUAAAAAUUAUUUAGAAAACUUAAAACCUAUAUAAAUGGAGGGAUAGACCAAGUUCAUGGAUUGAAGACUCAGUAACUUUAAGGUGUUAGUUCUCCCCAAACUGAUUUAUAGAUUCAAUGAGACCCCAGUCAAAAUCCCAACAGUUGUGUAUGUGUAGGGGUGGGGGUGGGGGGACUUGACAAGCUAAUUUCAAAUUUAUAUGGAAAUGAAAAAAUCCAAUAGCCAAGACCCUCUGAAGAACAAGUUGGGAGGACUUGUUCAAAUAGAUGUUGUAUUAUAAAGUGAAAGUAAUUAAAAAACCAUGUGGUAUUUGUCCAGUGAAAGACAUAUCGACCAAUGGAACAGACUAGAGUCGAGUCCCCAAAACAUACUCACACAUAUGCAGUCACCAUAUAUACAACAAAGGUGCCACUGCUAUUCAGUUGGGAAAGGAUUCUUUUUCAAUAAAGAGACCAUUGGCUAUCCAUAUGGAGAAAAAGAAAACUUGACUCCUACCUCAGAUAACCACAAAAAUCACUUCCAGGUAGAUUGUGGAUCUAAAUAUGAAAGGCAAAAGAGUAAAGCUUCUAGAAAAUAAUAUAGCAAAAUAGUUUCAUCAUCUUUGGGAAAUGACCUUUUAAUGAAAACAUAAAAAGCAUGUCAGGAGUGUGUACUCACUGUUUAGUAUGUUUUACUUGCAGUAAACUGAUCUCCAAAGAUUUUCUUUUGAAAACAUUCCCCUCAAUUUUUACAUUCCUUACUGUUUUACUAACUAUUAAGUGUUCUUUGACAAUUUUGGUGCUCAUGUGUUGGGGAGCAGGGGGACAAAAGUAAAAUGAAUCUGUCACUACAUCAGAAAGUUUGUUUUAAACUCACAGAUCAAAUGUGCCUUAAUGAAUUUUUUUUUCAUUUAGAUUUCACACUGAUAGGAUUACCAUUUUAAUAC